GACUAGCAGUGCAAAAACCCUUGAAGCUUUGAAGAUCUAGUUCGAAACAAAUCACCCUCAACCCGAGGGCCGCCUAGGUGGAGUAUCAAGCGAAAACAGCCCAAGAAGAGUCAAAAAAAUCAUCAAUCGUGAUCAUAGCCGGCGCCCCAUCAGUAACAGAGUCAUAACUAACAACAACCACCCCGGCAUCCUACCACAAAUAUUGUUCCAACGUCUCACAUGCAUCAUUCACGAAACGCAAGUGACAUCAGCGACUUGAGCGAAACCAUCAGCGAACCUGAAUCCGUCAUCAGCUUCAAUGAGGACGUGCAUUUGGUCAUGCAAAACGCUGUCAUAUCCACUGCGACUUACGUGGAGCAGGCUCGACAAAUAAUAGAACAGCUAGCGACUAAUCGAAACAGAUGGAUCACGACUCCACCAAGCGUGCAUGACGUGGAUGCAUCCAGGAUUCUAGACGCUAUGUUGAGGAACGCUCACGGGACUGGUGGCGAAAGCUCCGAGCGUUAUACCGCCUGUGCUAUUUGCGCAUGCCAAAAGAUCCACGAGCAAGUCAACCUCGCGCGGACUUGGUUUAUAAUUUUGAAAUUCACAGCCGGGGCCCAUCAACCAUCAGAUUUGGUUUCUGGUCAGUUCACGUCGACCGUUGACGACACAUAUGGUAGCCUUGCUGGUACGAAACGGAGUAGAAAAUUCAGGACCGAUGCACAUGGUUAUAAAUGCGCUGUUUCAGGUAUAUGGGAUGAAGCACACAUACCCGCAGGUGUCGAACAGGGUUGGAUAACCUUACAAGCAACGCACAUCCUGAAACGGGCUGUUGGGGUUUUCACCAUGGACCGGGCACAUAGCGCUGCUGCAACGUGGAAUAUCAUUCAGCAUUACUCAGGAAUGUCCGAAGAAACUAUUCAAAACAUGGAAAGGCUUGUAGACGACCCUUCCAAUGGCAUGAUGCUGGAACGGAAUAUCUACGAUCAUUUUGACAAGCUGAAAGUAUACCUCGAGCAGACGGAGGUGAGCCUGUAG
This is a messenger RNA of Suillus fuscotomentosus, 1020 nucleotides long. RefSeq lists its product as uncharacterized. Bases 220 to 1020 code for a protein of 266 amino acids. Lineage: Eukaryota; Fungi; Basidiomycota; Agaricomycetes; Boletales; Suillaceae. The record is from RefSeq and is a predicted model, not a curated record. The transcript has 5 exons.